Physcomitrium patens is the source of this 2957-nucleotide messenger RNA. RefSeq names its product putative folate-biopterin transporter 2. The record is from RefSeq and is a predicted model, not a curated record. Gene Ontology annotation, cellular component: membrane. Lineage: Eukaryota; Viridiplantae; Streptophyta; Bryopsida; Funariales; Funariaceae.
GCUAAUUUUUUGCAUCUGGGCCUGUUUCCUGUUUCCUAAGUGUCUGGAAACACACCGCUCAUGUACGCGAGAGCUCUUUGUGUGCAUGAAUGAAAGAUGAUUGAGUUGAGAGGUUUCGAGGCCACAGUUCUACGAGGCUAAUGGACGCUGAGUGUGGCAAUCUAUUCCAUCAAGCAGUGAAAUUGAGAUUGAGAUUGAGAUUAGGGUUUGAGGGCGCGAGGCUUCGGGAUCUGCAGUAGCGAUGGCGAGAUUCUUGUGUGCAUGAAUGAAUGACGAAUGCGUUGCGUGGGUCAUCGCUGGCUGCGUAAGGGGUGACGCUCGAGCAGCGUCGAAAAAGCCCAAUUAGUGUCGGUACUGGUGAGCCAGUGUACUCGUAUGGGUGCAGAGCCACUAUGUUCGAGGACGUGGGAGUUCCCUUCGUGAAGUGGAGAGAUGAUUAUCGACUUCAGCAAUGGUGUCGAUCCCACUCUCUGCAUCAUCGACUCUCUGGCACCGCGAGCAGCGCAAUGUCUUCCGUUUUCUCCACCUGAUCGCACGUAGUUUCAAUUUGCGUACGUGCCAGAUGAAUGAGGUGGUUAUGCGGGGUGGAUCGCAGUUUUUGCUUCCAUGUGGGUCAUCAACUGGGGGUCUCGGAUUUGUUGACGAUCGCUCAACACUUCGUGCACCUUUCUAGGAGGUUGCGAUACCGACAUUGCUCAUCUACAAUUCUUGAGAGAAUGGCGUGUUUUGUCGGCGGCCGUAAGUGAUGAGCAUUGCGAGCUAGGGUUUUGGCUUUGGUGGGUCGCUAUGUGUGCUGAACCCCCUUGGAUGUAUUGUGAGCUGGGCUCUGUGUUAACCCUCGAAUCUCUUCACCGGAAACCAUUUUUUUCUUUUGGGAAGCUGUAGAUGUCCUGGUUCUGCUUAACGAGAGAGACUUUGAUCAUCUCGGUGUAGCAGUUGGCCGAAUCAAGUGUUUACAUUGGAUCACGAGGGUUUGAGUUCUUCACUACAUUUCUAUCCGUCAGAAUGUUAGGUCUUUCAACAAUUUCGAAACAGUAGAUUUCCCUGAGUUCGCAGGAUGAGAGUACGUUCUCCUAGUGUAAGUGAUGGCUACGAGGAGUCGUUUAGUUCAUCGCCGUCUUUUGCAAACAGAAAUGUUGAGCUGGCGGCAUACGCGCACGACUCCGACGCCAGUGUGUUUUUACCCAAAAGUGUGACCUUAUCGCAUGUAGAAGAACCUAAGGAAGAUGUUGUAGAAACGCACGAGCACGGCAAACAGACAGUCGACGCAGCGGGAGCGUGGAUUUCACAGGCAUGGCGAUUUCUCGUCCAACCUUUCAGGUGGAUAUCCAUGCUGUGCAGGGAGCUGGAUGGCACGUUUGUAUUUGGAGUCAUGGUAGUUUAUGGUAUAAGCCAGGGCAUUGGCUAUGCUUUGAGUCGCGUGGUCGUGGAUUACUACUGGAGAGACGUACAGGGAAAGGAGCCAUCGACCGUGCAAUUCUACCGAGGGAUCACGGUUAUCCCGUGGGAUGUGAAGCCUCUCUACGGUCUCCUCACUGAUUUACUCCCAUUUUUCGGGUACCACCGCCGGCCUUACUUCAUUCUUGCAGGUCUAAUAACGUUGUCAACAUACCUAUCUUUGGUUCUUGGAGGCAAGUUUCUAGCAUCCACAGCACUGGCAAUGUUUGUGGGUGCUUCGGCAGCUGCAGCUAUAGCGGAUGUGACCAUUGAUGCGUUGGUUGCUAUGAAAAGUCGGGAAAAGCCAGAGCUUGGCACUCACAUUCAAAGCUUGUGUGGCUCUUGUUCAUCGAUCGGAAGCUUAUCUGGGUUUCUAUUGAGUGGGCUUGCAGUGCACAUUUUUGGUUCACAGGGUGCUCUAGGUGUUAUGAUUGUACCUGGAAUACUCCUCCUCAUCCUAGGAUUCACUAUUAAUGAGCCUCGUCUUCCUCGUCACCUUUGGCGCUCUGGCCAGGUUGGGAAGCAGAUGAAACAAGCGUGCUCCACGAUGUGGGCCACUCUGAAGAUACCUCAAGUGUGGCAGCCUACAAUCUACAUGUAUCUCUCGUGGGCACUGUCGCCAGAUAUCUCAGAAGGCAAGUUCUAUUGGUACAAUGACUUUGUCGUCGGCCCAGGUUUUUCUGAGGAGUUUGUAGGUGUAAUAUACGCAAUGGGAUCCGUAGGAACCUUACUUGGUGUUGGUAUUUAUCAUAAAUACUUGCGCCACUGGACAUUUCGAACGCUUCUCAUGUGGGCUCAGGUGUUGUUAGCAUUAUCAGGGAUGCUGGACCUGGUAAUGGUGACUCGUGUUAAUCGAAAGUUGCUUAUUCCAGACACUGUAUUUGCAGUUGUUGAUGAGGGAGUUUCUUCGGCGAUUGGACGGAUUAAAUGGAUGCCUCUUUUGGUAUUGGCAGCAAGAUUAUGUCCACCUGGAAUCGAAGGAACGUUCUUUGCACUUCUCAUGUCUAUUGAUAACCUGGGAACGCUGUCUUCUUCAUGGGUGGGUAGCGUGAUACUCAGAUUGACAGGCAUUCGCCGCACAAAUUUCCAGUUCCUAUGGCUUACGGUUUUGAUACGGAACGGCAUGCGGUUGCUGCCUCUGCCAUUUCUCUUCCUGGUGCCUAACACUGACCCAGAGCAACCUCUUCUACCUCCUGAUAUCCUGGGUUAUGCCGAACCUACACUUCAUGAUGUUUUGGAGGGUGAGUCCGAGGACGAAGAAGAUACUGAAACCGUCAAGCUUGCAGUAUUGGCUCCUCCAAGCGGAGACAACCAAGUUGAGCAUCCGUAGGUGGCCUCUACAGAGUAAUGCUCCAGAAGAGCACGAACUGAUUGAAUCCUAUCAACUUGGUCAAGAUCAGUACUCUCUACUGGUACCGUUUCAUCUUGCGCCGUAUAGUACGGGCGUCAAGGAUUUUGUAUUUCAUGAAAUUUAUUUUACCCGUGUAAAAUUAAUCGAAGCGACCUUUGGCAUUGUGGUC